UAAAAUAUUAGUUACAUAAAUAUACUUCAGUUUCCUAUCAAAAGUAAAAUCAGCAUUGUAGUGGAAAGAUUAACACAAUGGAAACAGAAAGCUAUAAAAAUUUUGCAAAUGUUCCUUUACUGUGGAAGCCUGGACCCGACUCUGGAAAGCUUCUCAAGAAGUUCAAGAAAAUUAUUGAAGAAAAAUAUGAUCUUCAAAUUGAUGAUUACUGGGCCUUGCACAAGUGGUCAACUGAUAAUAUUGCAGAGUUUUGGGAUGAAAUGUGGAAAUUUUCUGGGGUGGUCCAUUCGAUGCCAUAUGAAAAGGUUAUUGAUUUGAAUGUACCAAUGCAAGAACGACCACAGUGGUUUAUUGGAGCAAAACUAAAUUAUGCAGAAAACGUGCUGAAGUACAGAGACGAAAACAUUGCAAUCAUAUCUGCAGGAGAAGACAAAGAAACGGAGAAAAUUUCUUAUGCUCAGAUGUAUGAAGAGGCAAAAUUGUAUGCAGCUGCUCUGAAAAAAUGCGGAUUGAAGAAAGGAGACAGAGCAGUUUGCUAUAUGUCUAACCGGAAGGAAGCAGUUUUCGCAUGCCUUGGAGUCACUAGUAUGGCAGCGAUUUGGACGGGAGCUCUGCCACUGCUUGGAGCACAAGCUGUGCUUAACCGAUUUAAACAAGUCAAGCCAAAAAUCAUGUUCACCAUUGACAGAUUUUUGCAUGAUCAAGAAGAAAAAGAAAUGCUUCAUAAAGUGGCAGAAAUUGCUAAAGGUCUUCCAUCACUGGAAAAGGUGGUUAUAGUCCCCUCUAAAGAAAAUUCAAAACAGAAAGACAUUAGUGGCAUCAGAAACAGUUGCUGGCUGGAUGAAUUUCUAGCGUUGGGACGUGAAAGUGAUGGAUCUGUUCCCCCUCUUCAGUUUGAACAGGUGUCAAUAGAUCACCCCAUAUUUAUUAAUUACACUUCCGGAACAACUGGACUUCCAAAAGCUUUAGUACAUGGAUCUGCCGUACUUUUGUCAAUGGCACGUGAUUUUUGGCUGCACAGCGAUGCAUGCAGAGAAAGAACUUGGCUAUCUAUUUCACCGGUUGGUUGGGCUUCGUGGAACAUGCUGACCACCAUGCAUUUCUUGGGUAUAACGACUAUCCUUUUUGAAGGCGUGCCGUUUUUUCUGACACCGACGUAUCUGUGGGACAUGGUGGAUGAAUUUAAAAUCACCAACCUUUUCCUAUCCGUCAACAUUCUCGACGAUUUGGAGAAGAAAGGAUAUGUUCCAACUGAAAAGCACAAAUUGAGUUCUCUGUUAGAAGUCUUCAGUGGUGGGAGCGUUGUAAAACCACAAAACUAUGACUUUGUUUACAAGAAAAUAAAAGAAGACAUUAUUUUUUGCGCUGCUUACGGUUCAACUGAAUUUAUGGGCUCGUGUAUGAUUUUCGAUCAUACUUUGAAAAUAUAUCGAGGAGAAAUCACAUGCGCUUCAUUAGGCAUAGAUAUCCAAAUUCUUGAUGAGUCAGGAAAGCCUUUAAUGGGUGAAGUAGGAGACAUGGUUGUCGUUAAACCUACUCCUUCCUUACCAGUAGGAAUUUGGGAAGACGAAGAUGGCUCCCGAUUUAAAGAAACUUAUUUUAGUAAAUUUACUGGAAAAUUUUCCAUGGGUGAUUUAGGUAUGAUUAAUCCAGUAACAAAAGGUUUUGUCAUUUGUGGCAGAAGUGAUGACACUUUAAAACCCGGUGGUUGCAGAUUUGGAAGUUCUGAAAUUUAUAAUAUUGUUGAUACAUUUCCUGAAGUUCGUGACAGCCUUUGUGUUUCUCAAUAUUCUGCAAAGGGAGUUGAAAGAGCUGUCUUGUUUCUGAAGAUGAGGAACGGCCAUUGCUGUGAUCAGAUACUCAUCGACAAACUUCGAGCAAUGAUUUCCAGAGAGCUGUCUUCUAGACAUGUGCCAGAGAUAAUGAUUGAAACUGCAGAUAUACCGUACAACCUGAAUGGAAAGAAAAUGGAAAUCAUCGUUAAGAAUAUUAUCAAUGGACGAAAGUACAGUGCAGAAACUGUUAUCAAUCCAGAAUGCUUACAGAAUUUUUUCAAUGUUCCAGAGCUUUCCGGAUUCUGAAGCAUCAUUAUCUUCCCAUCCAAUACAUCCCAUACACAAUUUCUGAAAAUAUUUUAACUUGAAUGCGCAACAAAUCAUAAAAGCAUUAA
Uloborus diversus is the source of this 2170-nucleotide messenger RNA. RefSeq names its product acetoacetyl-CoA synthetase-like. Gene Ontology annotation, biological process: lipid metabolic process. NCBI's taxonomy places the organism in Eukaryota, Metazoa, Arthropoda, Arachnida, Araneae, Uloboridae. The transcript has 18 exons. The record is from RefSeq and is a predicted model, not a curated record. Gene Ontology annotation, molecular function: acetoacetate-CoA ligase activity. Gene Ontology annotation, cellular component: cytosol. The coding region runs from base 78 to 2081 and encodes 667 amino acids.